UAAUAAUUCAAAUGGGUUUUGAUUAAUUUUAUGACGUUUAAAAAUUUUUUAAAGAUCGUCUUCUUAAAUAAAGUUAAUAAAAAAAAAAGUACUAGCAAUUAUAAAAAAAAAAAUCAAAGAAACCAAAUUCUGGAUUUUGAUCUAGUGUCUAGUGUUAAAAAUAAUAUUAAAAAUGGCGACACUUUUUGCUGUUUUGUUUGUGCAAAAAGAUGGUUAUGGCAUUUGUUAUGCAUACAAUAAUUAAUGAAAAUAAUAUACAUAUAUAUUUAGGAUAUUUAAAUAAUAUAAUAUAUAUUUAUAACAAGUGUUGUUGAUUGUUUAUUGUUUGUUUGUAUGUAUGUGGGUGGAAGAAAUAAAAUAGAGUAUAAAAAUAAAUAAUGAACGCAACGAGUUUAUAUGUAUCAACAUGUCGGCUUGUAUUGCAAGCCGAUGCUGAAGAUUCAAAUUCAUGGACAGACUUAUACAGGCUAGUACCAUAUUUAAGGCAAAGUCUAAGCUGCACAGUAUGCUCGAAUCUCUUGAUUGAACCUCACACACCAACAGAGACAAAUUGUCAACAUCAUGUGUGUCGUGGUUGCCGCGGUGGACGUAAAAAAUUAAAACCAUCCUGUGGUUGGUGUAAAGACUAUGAUAAAUAUAUUGAAAACGUACAAUUACGAAUACUAUUGCAGUGUUAUAAAAAGUUGUGUGAAUAUCUUACGAGUACUAAUAUUUAUCGUAGUCUAAUUAUUACUGUGUCUUCCAAUGCUUCGAGCAAUGUUGCUUCUGUUAUUGGUGCUACGAGUCUUAUGGAACUCAUUCAAGAGGGCACAGGUUUUAAAGAUGAAUUUAAAAGUAAUGCUGGUUUAUCUAAAUCUGCUUACAGUAUUUUACCUUGUGUUUAUACCAGUACAACAUCAACACAAACACAAGCUAAUAGUAUACAACCAACCGUUGAUCCAUUAGCAACAACUGUACCUGAAUCUCCAGCAAUACGAACUGUGUCGAAUGGAUCAUCAAUCUACUCUGUGAUGUAUGCAGGCUCGGGUAAUAAAAUAACGAUAAAACGUAAAGCUGCCACUACUGUUGAGGAUACUGAUCUCAGUCAACAGGACACUGAUAAUUCGAGAGGAGCUGUAGGAGGGGUAAAAUGCAUUCCAUCUUCACAACUUUCAUAUGGAACUUCUUCUCCAAAAAAGUCGUCAAAGGGCAGCAAAUCGUCGACGAGUUUUAAAAAACCGAGAUCGAGCUCGACAAGGAGCAAGAGAAAAGGAUGUAGAUGUGGAAAUGCAACAGCAAUACCAGGGAAAUUAACGUGUUGUGGUCAAAGAUGCCCUUGUUAUGUUGAAAGUAAACCGUGCAUUGAAUGCAGAUGUCGAGGGUGCAGAAAUCCUCACACUGCUGAUGGUUUAAAAAGAAGGCCACAUAUACCAGAGCUACACAAUUUACAACUGCAGCUUUCAAGUUCGCUUGAUUGCGAUAGUUUAAGUUCAGAUACUCUGAAUUCACAUCAAUGCUUAUCAACAUCACCUACAACAAUUCAAGUACUAAAUGUGUAUUCGACACCGAGAUUAGACAUUGAUAAUGUACCACAAAAUUUACCCGCAGCUUUACUCGUUGGUGAAGAUGCUAUGGUUAGUACAGAAAGCGAAGCUGAUGAUAGUGAUAUACAAAUAGACGUGUGACAACGUGAAUAAAGGCGCUCAAGUUGAGCGUCAUGUGCAAAUUAAUUUUUAUUAAUUAAUUUCAUUUUUUUAAUUGAAUUAAAUUCACUAUGAUAAAUUAAAAAUUAUGUAUCACAAUGAAUUAGGAACUUUAUAUUGCGUGAUUUGUAUAAAAUGUAAAACAGGUAGAUGUAGAAAUAAUAGGUGGUUAUAUAGUUUUAUAAUUAAAUUUACCUAGUAGAUUUUUUUGUACAUUCAAGUCAAUUGUACAUGCAGUCUUAUUUUAUUUUUUAUUUUUCAAAUAUUAGUUUUUAAAUUAGUAUUUCAAUUUAUCAACUAAUCACUGAUGGCCAGGGAAUUUUCUUUUAUUUUUUUAUUUUCAUCAUAGCUUUAUUUUUAAACCGUAUCUUUUUUAUUGUCAUUAGCUAAAAAAAACAGUAGGUUUGGUAAAGAUAAGUCUUCCAAAAAGGAAAAAUUUAUGUAAUGUAAAGUUUACGUGUUGAAAAUUUUAUUUUUCGCUUCAAAGCAUUAAAAAAUAUUAUCUUUUUAUAUUAUGAUUUAUUGUCUCUGUUAAAUGAAAAGAAAAAGGUAUAAAAUUUUUCAUAAAAGCCUUUAUUAAAAGAAGCGGUUUAAAACAAUUAGAAAAAAAAAAUUUAAAUACUUUUUAAUGCUUUUGAAUACUGAAUACUUUCAAAUCGCCCUUCUUAUGGGCAAUUAACAUUGCAAAUCGUUUUAAUAAGGAAGAGAGAGUUAUGAGAAAAAUUUGAAUUUUCAAAUAAAUAAAAUUUUAUUUGAUAAGUGUUAACAAUGUGCUAAACGACAUAUUUUAUCUCAUGAUUUAGGACUUUAUCUGUGAAAAUACUGAAUUUUGAAAAUUACCUAUUACAUACUUUUAAGUUGCCUAUAUAUUCAACUUUUCAUUGAUCGUACUGCUUAUACUUGAAGAUUAUUGAACAAUGAAGUUAGUUACUCAAAUUACUCACUACGAUUUGAAUUUUUAUAAUACAUAAAUAUUGACGGGUAAUUUUGUGAAGAAUCUCAUAAAAAAUUGUUAUUUUUAUUUACAAUUUUUGUUGUAGAAUAUUCAAUUAUUCGCUGAAUUAUAAUCGAACAUUAAAAACUUGAGUAGACGGUGAUUCUAUAGAAUUUUUUGUAAAAAUAUUUUUAAUAAUGCUUCUAUAAAAAAUUUUGUACCUUAUAAAGGUACAGGUCUCUAUGUAACAUCGAUGGAAAAAAUUGUUUAAAUUACACCCAGAUAAAUUUUUAGUAGAAAAUUAUCCAAAAAGUUUGAUACUGUGAGGACAUGUGGUAAAUAUCUAAAUGUUUCCCAUGCACAUUGUAACAUAAACAACUCGAUAGCAUGUAAAUGAAGUGCAAUUUCAACUAAUAACAGUAAAAAUUUAGUUACUAGCUAGCUGUCCUUACAGUAUCAAACUUUAUGGGUAAUUUUUACUCAAAAAUUUUCUGCGUGCAGUAAAAAUAUAUUAUUUUGUUUUUUAAGUACAUUUUUUUAUCUGUUUAAAUCUUUUUUUUUCUUCACUAAAUACUACCGGUUUUUUAACCAAAAAUAUUUUUGAAAAAUUAACACUUAUUUAUUAAUAUUUCUAAUCAUUGUUUUAUUUUUUUUUAUUAUUGAGGGCACCAAUUUAUAACAAUUGAAAAAAAUGCCCUUAAUAUUUGAAAGAAACUUUUCUAUGGUCUCAGUGAUACUUUUAUCUUUACUUCAGUUUAUAUAACAAACUUGAAAGAAAUAAAUAAGUUUUAUACGUAAUAUAUGAUUGUGACUAAUGGUUUUUUUUUUUAAUAAAGAUUAAAAAAAGAUCAUAGUACCAUAAUAGUACUUGCAGUACAUUUACGUUUUGUUUUUUAUUUUCUUAAUAUCAUUCAUUAUCAA
Messenger RNA from Microplitis mediator, 3537 nucleotides. RefSeq names its product E3 ubiquitin-protein ligase MSL2 (gene msl-2). The record is from RefSeq and is a predicted model, not a curated record. Gene Ontology annotation, molecular function: ubiquitin protein ligase activity. Gene Ontology annotation, cellular component: MSL complex. The transcript is spliced from 4 exons. NCBI's taxonomy places the organism in Eukaryota, Metazoa, Arthropoda, Insecta, Hymenoptera, Braconidae. Bases 378 to 1664 code for a protein of 428 amino acids.